Messenger RNA from Dunckerocampus dactyliophorus (ringed pipefish), 3936 nucleotides. It is a transcript of the gene l3mbtl1b, whose product is annotated as L3MBTL histone methyl-lysine binding protein 1b. Gene Ontology annotation, molecular function: protein binding; zinc ion binding. The record is from RefSeq and is a predicted model, not a curated record. The transcript has 22 exons. Gene Ontology annotation, cellular component: nucleus. Gene Ontology annotation, biological process: regulation of DNA-templated transcription. The coding region runs from base 719 to 3238 and encodes 839 amino acids. NCBI's taxonomy places the organism in Eukaryota, Metazoa, Chordata, Actinopteri, Syngnathiformes, Syngnathidae.
AUUGUGUGUGCUUUGUUUCGAGGCUUAACUUGAGUAAUUGACAUAAGUUUCAACGUGUUGGUGGCCUCUUCCCCACGCGCCGCCAUUUUGUACAAGACGAAUGCUAAUCAUGGGCGCUCUCUUACGUACACUUUAUUUACGGCUGGAAUUAAAACAAUGGAGCCGUCGUCUACAAAGUCAAACUUAACCCUCACACACACACCAGCUCGGGUCGUUUGUUACUUUUCCCAAGAUUGACGCCAUCAAACAAACAGAAACAUCAUCUUAUUCCAGUGUUGAGCCUGCGUCAGGACUAAAACGUUAUAUCGCAGUAUAAAUGGGGUCAAAACGGUUUUAAGUUGAUGCGGUCGCUGCGGGGAACUGCGUUCUUGUUGAAAGUGUCAAACAAAUAAACCCAACACUUGUUUACGUGGAGGCAAACGGACGUCUUUCAGAGAUACUGUUAAAACAAGGAAAAGAUGAACUUAUGUGGUUAACUUUCAGUUGGGGGCGCUUUUCUUCUGUUUGCCAGUGAUCUGGAUGGAGGUUCAUGCUAAUGGGGCCGUUUGUGAGCACAUUUAUCCGCUAGUUGGCCUGCAAAAGAGUGUUAUUAUUGGGUGUUUUGUGUGAAAUCGAAGUGCAUGGUGUAUCCUGCAAGACGGACACAUCGUCGCCAUCUAGCGGUGAUGUUGCAUAUCGCUGUUUACAAGUGCAGGUGUGGGAUUCUUGAGAAUUGGGAAUGGCUGACACUCCACCUAGUGAUGGCCCCUCGCAGGGCACAGAGUUUGACAUGAUGGGGGCUCUGGACUGGAAGGAUGGCAUUGCCACUUUGCCAGGAAGUGACAUCAGGUUCCGUAUGACAGAGUUUGGCACUCUUGAGAUCGUGACAGACGUAGAGGUCAAAGGGCAGGAGCCAGAGACUAAAAGUGGGACUUUGGAUCCGGCGCCGUCUCACAGUCCCACCCCUCCACCAGAGGGCCAAUCACAGGGUAAAACAACAGCGGUACCAGCCCAUAAGAGUCAGUCAGCAGCAUCGCAAGGAAAAGCCCCUGCUCCUGUUGUCUUGUCUUUGGAGGAGUCCCCCACUACAGAAGCUUCCAAAGUAGAGGUUGCUCCAAGUGUUGAAGUUGGUUCAAACAAGGAGCUUACGCAGUGCAAGGCCUGUGGUGGUCAUGUCGCUCGGGAUGCCCUCCUACAGGGAAAGUUCUGUAGCACCAUUUGUGCCCAGCCCUCCAGUGGCAGGUCAUCUCCGGGCGAGGCCAGAGAGUGUCAGGUAGUGGAAAGCGAGACGCUAGGGAAACGUGUGCGUAAAAAGAGGAAGAUCUAUAUGGAUUCUGGUGAUGAGGAGGAAGACAACCAAGAGGAACAAGAGGAGAAAACCAAGGCGACCAAAGGCAGGAGAGGCGCCAAGAUGGCAAAACUUGCCGCAGCCCCUCAGAGUAAGAAGCGGGCGUGGAGCUGGCCGGCUUACCUGGAGGAGGAGAAGGCCGUCGCUGCUCCAGUCAAACUGUUCAAAGAGCAUCAGUCUUUUCCUCAAAGCCGCAACAGUUUCAAGAUGGGGAUGAAGCUGGAGGGGCUGGACCCGUGUCAUCCGUCGCUGUUCUGUGUGCUCACCGUUGCAGAGAUCCAAGGCUAUCGAGUGAGGCUCCACUUUGACGGCUACCCAGAGUGCUACGACUUCUGGGCGAAUGCUGACUCGUGGGAUUUGAAACCAGCAGGCUGGUGUGAGAAAAAUGGACACAAGUUAUUGUUGCCUAAAGACUUUAAGGAUCGUGAGUUUAACUGGAGCAUGUACGUGAAGAACUGCAGAGCCCAGCUGGCCCCCAAGCACCUUUUCAAGAGCCUCAACACAUCUGUGACACCGUCCGGGUUUCGAGCGGGCAUGAAGCUGGAGGCGGUCGACAGGAAGAACCCGUCACUGAUAUGCGUAGCGACCAUUGCAGCCGUAGUGGACAACAGACUUCUGAUUCACUUUGACAACUGGGACGACACGUAUGAUUACUGGUGUGACGCUAGCAGUCCAUACAUCCACCCUGUAGGCUACUGCGAGGAGGCCGAGCUGACUCUGACCACUCCAGCUGGUAAGACACAGACCAAGACACACGUGGAAUAUAAGCAACCGAAGAGUUUUUCCUGGGAGAAAUAUCUGGAGGAGACGGGCACACAGGCCGCUCCUGCUCGGGCCUUCAAACCGCGCCCGCCGCAUGGCUUCCAAGUGGGCAUGAGGGUAGAAGCUGUUGAUAAGAGGAACCCCAUGCUCAUUCGUGUUGCCACCAUCGCCGACACAGACGACCACCGGCUCAAGAUACAUUUUGAUGGUUGGAGUCCAGAGUAUGACUACUGGGUGGAGACUGACUGCCCCGACCUGCACCCUGUAGGCUGGUCUCACAAAACUGGACACCCUCUCCAUCAUCCAAAUGGUUCUAAUGAUGUGGUGAGUCCCCCAGGACAGGGAUGUCCCACCCCGGGAUGCAACGGGCUCGGCCACAUCAGAGGACCUCGUUAUGGGACACAUUACACUCAGGUGAGCUGUCCCUACUCAGAGAUGAAUCUGAGCAAGGAAAGCUUGCUCCCAGACCGUCUCAGUGGAGAGCGACCCCUCACGCUCAGUGGCCCUCUGCCCCGCGGGCGGCGCCCUGAACCGAACACAACCGCCACAACGCCGACAGCAUCAACACCAGACCUGCCCGAGGUGGCCGACAACUCCCACAGCAGGAAACCGGUGGAGGCGGAAGCUGAGCUCUCAGGCCGCAGCAGCUGCAGCAGCCAGCCGGAGCCACCAGGCGGUGUCAGCGAGCUGAGUCAAAAUGGAACCAGACUGAAACGGACUGCUCCAGUCCCCAAAUAUCUGAAAAUGCACUACGUGAAAGAAGAGGCAGUCGAUAGUAAAGCCUCUCCGGCAGACUCAAUUUCCCUCCAGCAGGCCCUCCACGAAUCUGUGUUCUCCCCCGGCCUGACGGCGGCUCCCCACCACCGGGUGGCGCUGUGCUGGGACAAACACUGUCAGCUGCUGCCUGAGGUUCUGGGGCUGACGGCCAAGCGGGUGGCGGCGUGGAGUUCUGAGGAGGUGGCCACUUUCGUGAAAGGGCUACCAGGCUGUAAAGAGCACGCUGCUACAUUUAAAACCGAGCAAAUAGACGGCGAGGCCUUCCUGCUCCUCAACCAAUCGGACAUUGUCAAGAUCCUGUCCAUCAAGUUAGGCCCCGCCCUCAAGAUCUACAACUCCAUCCUCAUGCUGAAGAACGCCGACGAAGAAUGAAGAGCUCACCCGAGCGGCUCCCUCAUGACUCCCGACACAAAUGUUUCUUUGGACACUCCGCUCCCUCCUGGAUGGAUAACAAAAAAGUUAGCUUCACUUGUCGUUUACUGACUUUACUCAAAUAACUACACACACCUUUAAACACUUUGCAUCCAUUUUUUAAAAAUGAACUGGUGCUUUCGGAGCUCCAAGAAGGUCGCUUUUACAGUUUUUUAAGCUUCUAAUAGAAUCAGUGAGAGGUUUUUCCUAAAGGCACUAUGUAGUGUCUUCUGUAGCCACUAGAGGGAGCAAGAGCUGUGGCUUGGAUGAGAGUAAUGUGACAAAAUGACAGCUUUUCUUGUGAGGGACAAAUUGUUCUGUCAAUGAAAUGCGCAGUCACUGAAGAAGCUUUCUUUAUUUUCCUUUCUUUUGAUGGCACAUGAAUGUAAAAAAAAAAAAGCAUCUGUUUUCUGUUUUUUUCCUUGUCAAUGUAAAUAGAGUACAGCUACCUAAUGACGGUUAUGCAAACGCUGCAAGAAAAGUCAGUCUCACUACAACUUUUUGGAAUGUGUUCACAGCGAGUGUUUAUAAUGCAAACAGCUUUUAUUUAUGUAUUCUAAUUUAAGGGCGAAUGGUACGCGGUCUUGGCUCAGAGGAAGCUGUGGCUGUUUUGGAAUGUGUGUGUGUGUGUAUGAGAGCGAAAGAAUGGAAUAAAUAAG